AUGCCCGGAUUGACAAGGCCUCAUAUACAACAGCUUAGCUCGCCUAUUUCCAAGAAGCAACGUGUAUCUGCCAAGGAAUCCUCCAUCUUCCCAUACCCCGCCGUCCCAAGCGAGUGCAUCGACCAUCAUGAAGAUCUUAUGCCGGAUUCAAUCCAAAUAUUUCGGGAAAUGAUUGAGAUACCAAAAACAAACUCAUCUAAGUGGGGGGAUAAGGAAGCCGCAGCCGCGCGUGCCCUUCUCGAACCGAACGUGACCAAUGCGAAUCAGCAGUUAAUUCGAACCCACCACCCUUUCCUCAGCUACCUCCAUCUUGUCUGGAUGGUACAAGAGUCAAACGACAAGUGGAUAUGGGUGAUAGCGCCAGAUUCGGUUCCCAAAAUAGCCAUAGGUACUCAUGCAGGGGGGCUGGAGAUUCAUGUUCAACCAUGGGGACAUAUGGAGCGGACAAUCGUUAUAUGGCCCAAACUCCAGCCAGACCCUCUUAAUGCUAUCUUAAACCCCCGCAAAUUCCUUUCUCAAGAUGAUCUACACCUAUUACAGGAGAUGUUUCCGUGUGCGCUCGGCGUUAGGGUGUUUAUAAGUGGCUUCAUUGUGAUUCUCUUCAAGAGCCGCUCUGAUAUCAAAGAUUCCUGGCUACAUGAUGGAUUUGCAGAUAGUUUCGGUUGCUUACGCCUACGGUACGAUAUCCUUCAGGAUGAACCGAUUCGGACUGUUAUUCCUCGAGGUGCGGCAAUUACUACCAGAUCCGACUGUAUCGAUGGAUACGCGGCGUUAGGUUUGAAGCUUCGUUUCCCAACUGGGCAAGAGGCGAUUACGGUCCCCACGCACGCAUUUGUCACUCUCCGAGCUAUGCUUCCAAUGCCUCUACUUCGUAUGAGUGAUUGGUAUCAGAAGAUCAAGAGGAAAAUGGCUCGGUAUCUCCCUAUCAGAAGGAACUCAUCCGUACCAGCUGUUGGGACGGCUCGGCACCGAACAGUGGGUACUUCCCCCUUAGGGAAAAACGUAUUCCUUGUCGGGGAAUCGCAACAGAUCGGUACAAUCUCAUUCACGUACGACCCAGUCAGCCUAAGGCCUCUUCGAUUUCCAAUGGGCUUUAACCACGAUCUAUCAUUGAUCACCAACGACCGAGGGCUUCCACAAAUGGCAACACCUAACCACACACCACAGGUGUCCGGCUGGGGUGCCUAUAAGGAUGUCUCAGAUGGCAAUCCUGUCUUUGUGACGGGUUUCAACGUUUCAACAGGGAACGAAAUCCGCAGGAUAGGAACGGGAAUAUCAAAACGUGCCCAACAAGCUAUUGUCGAGGGAUCUCAAUAUCUCUGGGACAAAGAAUUGCUAUCACAAAGUGUCUCUAUCCUAUGGAGGACGCAGAAUGACCAAGACUCCCUACAAGGCCUCUCCGGUACAUCUUUAUGCCUCGGUCUGAUUUCAGAUAAGACAUGCCUUGCAGUUUGUUUCCAGAACUUUGAGUCGCCAUUACCCUCCCAAGCUUCCCUCAACGAAGAUCAUCGGAGUACACCGACCCACGAAUAUACUGGGAUUCGUAUCAAAGGUGGGUUUCUUUUACCACCAGAGGUGAGAGAAUGCCAAAUUCUCUGUGAUGCGCCAGAAACACCUGCUGGCUCUGCCACGUACCCUAGUAGAGAGAGAGCUACUGCGGGCUUAAGAAGGUCAUUUUCUUCCCAUCGUUAA
Molecule: messenger RNA, 1692 nt
Organism: Penicillium egyptiacum
Lineage: Eukaryota; Fungi; Ascomycota; Eurotiomycetes; Eurotiales; Aspergillaceae
Source: the annotation of a GenBank genome assembly